AUGCCGGAAUAUGAUCUCUGCUUCUCCUUCUCGUCUACCAAUGAAGCAGGAUCGUAUAAAAUUAUAGAGCUUACUCCAGACCUAACGACUCUUAUAGAAACUGCCAUAGCCAAAGAUGAAGAUCCAAGGCUUUCAAUCAAAGGACAGCCAGACGAAGAUGCUGUCCUAUGUAGCUCGACCAAGACCUACGGCAUGCGUUCUGUUGGUCUUUCCAACACCGUGCUCGUCGUGACGCCCGUUCCAGACGAACGUGCGUCCGAGUUUGCAGAGGAUGCGGUGAUCAUCCGAGACCAGCUCAACGAGAUCAUCGAACUGGCACCCGUCGUGCCAAAGUUGCACAAACUCUCUGCUUUGAUCAAGAACAGGGAAUAUGAUGGAGAUAAUGAAGAUGAGGACGAUGACGGGAUGGAUCGUUUCACCUACCACGAUGCCAAACAAGAGAUUCAAGCCAGUGACGUUGAGAUCGACCAAGGCCUGAAAACUCGUCGUGUGCUCAUUAUAAAUAAUGAACUACGACCAAUCGCGCCUGCGUUUCUCGCUCACCUGUUAGAAUUGAUUCUUAAUCUCCUCGUUUCUUUGUCCAUGAAUUACACAUCUGUUUCGGUGGAAGCUCUUUCUUCAGCUUUAGCAGAUGACCAUGAAGUCUCCAGGGCCGUUUCUACUCAGGUCAUGUCGUGGUUCGGCGAAAUUAAGGAUGCUAAAUGGAAAAUGGAUGUAGAUGGUGUCGUUAAAGAGUUGGGUUUGGGUAUUUUACGGAAACACAGACACGACCCCAUCGCAAAGGAUGACCUCCUCGCUGCAUGGAAAAAGCUUGCAGGCGAUACUUUUGAACCAUCAGUCUCGCUGAAGCUUCUAGAAGCAAACUACAUCGAAACCAUUGACACUAUGGGGAACGGUGCAUCGGUUCUAAGAUACUUUCCUGCCUCCGAGUUACCAGUCGACCCCGCUGCACGGUUUAGCGACCUCUUCCUCACCCGUUCAAUAUGGAGGGGAGAAGAAAUUUCACCAUUUUUAUCGGACAUUGCAGUCAAUUCUAAAGAGCGAGAUAAACUGUUGUUAAAAUACUGCAGGACAGUGACAGGUCCUGAAGGCAUUCGUUAUACAGCUCGUGCCCAGUAUAAUGGCUAG
Psilocybe cubensis is the source of this 1128-nucleotide messenger RNA. RefSeq lists its product as uncharacterized. The transcript is spliced from 6 exons. Gene Ontology annotation, cellular component: chromatin; Ctf18 RFC-like complex; chromosome, centromeric region. The record is from RefSeq and is a predicted model, not a curated record. Lineage: Eukaryota; Fungi; Basidiomycota; Agaricomycetes; Agaricales; Agrocybaceae. Gene Ontology annotation, biological process: maintenance of mitotic sister chromatid cohesion; mitotic sister chromatid cohesion. The coding region runs from base 1 to 1128 and encodes 375 amino acids.